CAGGGCUCCAGCUGAGCUCGGAGCCCGGCCUGGGGACUCGGGAUCCCGCUGCUGCCGGGGCCGCAGGAUGGGGCGCGUCCUCGGGGGCCUGCGCUGCAUCAAGUACAUGCUGCUUGCCUUCAACCUGCUUUUCUGGCUGGCAGGAUCUGCUGUCAUUGCUUUUGGCCUGUGGCUUCGGUUUGGAGGCAUAGUAAAGGAUUUAUCUUCAGAGGGUAAAACCCCUGAGUAUUUCUACAUGGGCCUAUAUGUGCUGGUUGGAGCAGGUGCCCUGAUGAUGACUGUGGGAUUCUUUGGCUGCUGUGGAGCUGUGCGAGAGUCCCAGUGUCUGCUCGGAUCAUUUUUCACCUGCCUACUGGUGAUCUUUGCUGCAGAGGUAACCACUGGAGUAUUUGCAUUUAUAGGCAAAGGAAUGGCUAUUCGAGAAGUUCAGACCAUGUAUGAAGAAGCAUAUAAUGGUUACCUUAAAAAUAAAAUGAACAAGACUCUAAUCACUUUCCACUCAUCAUUUCUAUGCUGUGGAAAAGAAAGCCCUGAUCAGGUCCAAUCGACAUGCCCAAGGGAGCUCCUCGAACACAAAAACUGUAUAGAUGAGAUUGAGAACGUGAUCAGUGCUAAACUCCAGCUCAUUGGGAUCGUCGGGAUUGGAAUAGCUGGCGUCACGAUCUUUGGCAUGAUAUUCAGCAUGGUCCUCUGCUGCGUGAUCCGUAAUUCAAGAGAUGUAAUAUAAAACUCCACCUGCAUGAUAUUGAAAAUCUAGGACUUUCUCACUAAAUGUCACAAGAGGUAUCAUCUUACUCAGCUGUUAAAGUGGAAAGGCAUUAAGAUCUCAAAUGAUUUGGUUUCCAGUGUACGUUUGCACAUGUAUGUGAGUGUGGUACAUAGCCUUCCUGUCCUCGUGUUGUCAGACCCAUGUGCAGCCACACAGCAGCUGGUAUGUGCAGGGUGUGCUGAAAGCCCUGCGCUGGGGAUUCCUGUUUCUCUCUGUGAACACAUGGGGCAGGGGGGGUAAUAGCCAGCUUUAAAAAAAAACAAACCACCAAAAAGCUCUGAUUCACUUUUAGAAGGUAAUGUUCAAGACAGGGAAAGCAAAUGAGCUUCUAAAAAUCAAACACCAGCAGUAAGAGCCCAGAGAUUCCUGGGGAGAGGAGACAGAACUCUGGUGACAAUGAGGCCCUUGCAGUUUGUGGGAAUUAAUUGGUGCUGUGUUUGUGUAAUCUCAUAUAUGGUCCCAGGAGGUCAUAGAUGAGAAUCUUGGAGCCCAACGUGGUGGCAAAACUAAAAUGAACAAAGACAGCUUAAUUUGAAUGUUGUUCUGUCUUAAAGUGUAUGCGUAUAUUCACACGCAUGCAUAUAUACAGUCGUACAGAUACAAUGUGUAUAUACAUUGUAUGUAUGUGCAUGUAAUGCACAUGUCCAAUGUGUGUGUAUACAAUGUAGCUAUUCAAUAUAUUCUAUGCCGUGUGUGUACAAAAUAUAGAUAUGUGUAUAGACAUAU
Phascolarctos cinereus (koala) is the source of this 1495-nucleotide messenger RNA. RefSeq names its product tetraspanin 2 (gene TSPAN2). NCBI's taxonomy places the organism in Eukaryota, Metazoa, Chordata, Mammalia, Diprotodontia, Phascolarctidae. Gene Ontology annotation, cellular component: plasma membrane. The record is from RefSeq and is a predicted model, not a curated record.